CUCAUGGUGGACAAGUCACUGAGGAGAGGAGCUGCAUUGACUUUCAUAGAAUAAUUCUAUAUUCCGCUGAAGUUGAUGGGUAUCGCGUUACAUUGAGCAGGACAUUUGGACGUGCUUGGCCACACUUUUCCAUGAACUAGACUACAGGUGGUUCACACAGACCUACAGUCUAAAAUGGCAUUGCAGCCACUAGAAUCAGUUAAAGAGGAGCCCCAAGAUGAGGAAUUCGAUGACUUCCUCCAGACGUACUUACUGGCAAAUCAAACACUGGAUGAGAAGCCUAAAGUGGAGCAAGACAUUAAGAAGGAAAUUUCUCCUACUGACCAAGACUUUGGGAGCACUGUAAAUCCUAAAGAGGAGCGGGAUGUUGGCCAUAGUGAAGAUGAGCCAUCUGGAAAAAAUGAUACUCAAAGGAUCAUGGGAAGACAGAAAAAACAGGAACGUGAACACACCAAGAAAAAGCAAAAUCAAAUAUUUCAAUGCUCUGAUUGUGAAAGGAAUUUCUCUCGUAUGAGCGCUCUGAAGAAAAACAAGGUGAUGCAUUCAGGGGAGAAGCCAUUCCAGUGUUCUCAAUGUGGGAAAAGAUUCAGUCGAAAAUGCAAUCUGAAGAAACACCAGAUGAUACAUUCAGGGGAGAAGCCAUUCCAGUGUUCUCAAUGUGGGAAAAGAUUCAGUCGAAAAAGCAGUCUGAAGAACCACCAGAUGAUACAUUCAGGGGAGAAGCCAUUCCAGUGUUCUCAAUGUGGGAAAAGAUUCAGUCGAAAAAGCAAUCUGAAGAAACACCAGGUGAUGCAUUCAAGGGAAAUGCCAUUUGAGUGUUCUCAAUGUGGAAAGACUUUUAGGGAAAAGGGGAAACUUCUGGUUCACCAGAGGAUCCAUUCAGGGGAAAAGCCAUUUGAGUGCUCACACUGUGGAAAGAGCUUCAAUCAAACAAACCAUCUCAAAACCCACCAGGUGAUCCAUUCAGUGGAGAAGCCAUUUGAAUGCUCUCAAUGUGGAAAGAGAUUCAAUCAAAUAGGUACUCUGAAAAAGCACCAGAGGAUCCAUUCAGGGGAAAGGCCAUAUGUGUGCUCUCAAUGUGGAAAGAGCUUUAGGGAAAGGGGUUAUCUCAAAACCCACCAGAUCAUCCAUUCAGGAGAAAAGCCAUUUGAGUGCUCUCAAUGUGGACAGUGUUUUAAUAAUAAGAGUAAUCUGAACAAACAUACGAUGAGGAUACACUCAAGAUAGCCAGGUUUUAUCAACCCCGCUUUACCUACCCUGGGUUAGUUCUAGGUAGGUCGAACUAUGUUUGUAGGCCUAUGGUGUUAGCAUAGCCAGGUUUUAUCAACCCCGGGUUACUUAUCCUGGCUUAGUUCUAGGUAUGUUGAACCAUUUGUGUAGUGCAGGCCCAUGAUGUUAGCAUAUCUCAGGUUUGAUUGUCUUUUUGUCUGUUCUGUUGUUAUUUUCUCCCCUGUGGCAUGUAUCUGUGCUAUCAACAGCCGGGGGGGGGUGCACCUUGUUGUAUUGCUAAAUAAUGUGUGUAUUAGAAUGUCAAUAUUGUUGUUGUUUUUGUUGUACUGCUAGAUAAUUCAUGUGUUAAAAUGCCAACAUUGUUGUUUUAUUCUGUGUGGAUGAUUUCUGUCAUUGACAGCCAUAGCAGUAUGAGCGUUUCCUGUUACAAGUUAAUUCAUGGCUUAACAUCACAGUUCUGCUUUGGCUUUCACUGUGGUGGAAUUGUGAUACUGGAAGGGGUUAAAUGUAUGGAUUA
Messenger RNA from Engraulis encrasicolus (European anchovy), 1747 nucleotides. RefSeq names its product gastrula zinc finger protein XlCGF8.2DB-like. Gene Ontology annotation, biological process: regulation of DNA-templated transcription. Lineage: Eukaryota; Metazoa; Chordata; Actinopteri; Clupeiformes; Engraulidae. Bases 175 to 1227 code for a protein of 350 amino acids. The record is from RefSeq and is a predicted model, not a curated record. The transcript is spliced from 2 exons. Gene Ontology annotation, molecular function: RNA polymerase II cis-regulatory region sequence-specific DNA binding; DNA-binding transcription factor activity, RNA polymerase II-specific.